Molecule: messenger RNA, 3398 nt
Organism: Crotalus tigris (Tiger rattlesnake)
Lineage: Eukaryota; Metazoa; Chordata; Lepidosauria; Squamata; Viperidae
Gene: YKT6
Product: YKT6 v-SNARE homolog
Exons: 8
Coding region: 184-780 (198 amino acids)
Biological process (GO): endoplasmic reticulum to Golgi vesicle-mediated transport
Cellular component (GO): Golgi apparatus
Molecular function (GO): SNAP receptor activity
Source: RefSeq, a predicted model, not a curated record
UGGUUCAGCCGGCCGUCGAGUUGGCAGCCCUUCCGGCGGCUUUUGUCUCCGGGUCAAAGGGCGUGCCGGCUUCCGCUUGGAUCACCGUUUCGGGCCGCUCCAGCCGUCUCCGAGGCGACGCGGGGCCGAGCCAGGCUCCCCCCGGGUAGUCAGGUUAUCGAGAAAAGUUGAACAGAUAAAAAGAUGAAGCUUUACAGUCUAAGUGUUCUUUACAAAGGUGAUCCCAAAGUGCACUUACUAAAAGCUGCUUAUGAUAUCUCAUCAUUUAGCUUCUUCCAGAGAUCCAGCGUUCAAGAAUUUAUGACCUUCACAAGUCAACUGAUAGUAGAGCGUUCAGAGCUUGGAAGCAGAGCUUCUAUAAAGGAACAAGAAUACCUCUGCCAUGUUUAUCUACGGAAUGAUGGUUUGGCUGGAGUGGUAAUUGCAGAUCAUGAAUAUCCAUCCCGGGUUUGUUUCACUUUGUUGGAUAAGGUCCUUGAUGAAUUCUCUAAGCAAGUUAAUAGGAUAGACUGGCCUUCCGGAACUCCAGCAACAAUAACCUACACAGCAUUGGAUGGAUACCUUAGUAGAUAUCAGAAUCCUCGUGAUGCUGACGCAAUGACAAAAGUGCAAGCCGAAUUGGAUGAGACCAAAGUGAUCCUGCACAAUACAAUGGAGUCCUUGUUAGAACGAGGAGAGAAACUGGAUGACUUAGUGGCCAAGUCAGAGAUUCUUGGAAAUCAGUCAAAAGCCUUUUACAAAACUGCCCGCAAGCAGAAUUCAUGCUGUGACAUCAUGUGACUCCAUCCACCGUGUACCUUCACCACCUGCUUUGGACUAUCUGGAUUUGAUUUGAUUUCAAGAUUCCUGGAGAGAGAGGCAACACCUACAUGUAAACUACAGCAGCAGCUGUUUCCAGAUUCAGCCGUCUCAAGCCACACUGGAGGCAAGAAAUAGGCGACCAUGUUGGGGUCCAUGAAAUUAAAACCUUAUUUGGAAAAAAAAAAUCUAACUUUCAUGGCAAGAGAGUAUCUGGGAUAUUAGGUUGACGGCACGAAGAGAGAUGAGAGUGGAUCCUCGUGCUCACACACAUUCCUGUUUUGGCCGUCGCCUGAUAUCUGUGUGGGGAUUUGCUGCUCACCUUUCCAAAACUACAAACAGAUAAACAGACUCAUUGUGCAUACAUAAGAAUAAGAAAAAAAAAAACUAUCUGGCCCUCUGAAAAUGCCUUUUUUUUUCAGCCUUGCACAGUAUCCUUGUGUCUUAAAAAUGUUGGAUGCUGAUUUUUGGAAGCGAAGCAAAACCCAACCCGUUUUGAACCCAUUCAGAAUUAUUCAGAGAACAUGGAUCUCUGCGUUCUGCGUGAACAAAAGGGGAAAAACAGAUCUCUAAGGCAGCCCGAGAACUGAUUAUACUUUGUAAUAUAGAAGGCACUCCAAAGAGGUGGGAAAGGGGUUUUAGGACUAGUAUGAAAAUCGACAUGCUUUUAAGUUGUCUCUUGAUUCAAGGUGGGACAUUUCUUCCCAAGCUGAGUCAGACAUUGUUUUGUUUUUGCCAAGGAUAUAAGCAGCAGCAUUUAGCUCCCUCUCUUAUCCGGUACCAUUGCCACUGAUCAAACCCAGGAUUUCGUUAAGAAGGGAUUGCGUGGCUGGGUGCCCCCUGGGUGCUCUUGGAGAUUGUAGUUUGUUCAGGUUGGGUUUAUUGAUGAAAAGCUGGUAACUCUUCUAGCUGACAGCUUGCUCUUUCUACACUAUUCAGCAGGACGUGAAAUGAAUGGGGCGGGGGGGGGGAAUAUUGCAAUCCGGGCAUCCCUUCUCCCACAAUGUGUUAUGGCUGCUGUUCUGACAGCGUACCUGCCUUGGUAUUAACCAGCAGCCCUUCUUAAACAUAUGCGCACCCUGAAGAAUAAGCUGCUGUUUUACACUAGCCAUUAUACCAGAGCCUUGUAGACUAUGAGCUAUCCCCGUAUUGGGUCUAAGUGUGUUAGUUGCUGCAACCACGCAGCUUGGUGUUGUCUUGUGAUGUCCUGGCUAAGGCUACAUUCUCCCACAGUUGGAGAAUUUGUCACCACUGGUUUUAUGUAAAUGUAGGCAAUGUUAUUAAUGCUUUUGUCUUUCGGUCAGUGGCAUCUCCGCUCUAAGGCCCAUGCUGUCCUUUUGGAGGGGCAGGGUGGGUAGGGAGACCAUUCUACAGUUGUAUUUCUGCCUUCCUCCCCAAGUGUUUUGUUUUAAUGUAACUGGGUUGGAUAUGUCUGCACACCAUGUCUCUUAAAAUCAGCUGAUCCCCAACCAGGAGUCCUUCAUGAAGCAAUUCAGCUAGGCAACAGGAAAAACAUGCCACUUGGAGCUUUUGCUUAUCCAUGGCAUGUUUGUGCAUGGUGGAGCGAUCGCUCCUCCAAUAUAUUAAUCCAAGAAUAGGGACAGAAGUCUGUCUUCUAGGCUCAGGAUGAGUAACCAAUAACAUCUUGGGCAGCAGCUUUCCUAACCCUGUUGGUAAACUGACAUCACUGACUGAGCCGUCUCUCCAUUUCAGAAGAGGCACGUAAAAAGCCAGGAAGCUGUCCUUGCCCAUUCGCAAGGAAGCAGUUAGUGCCAAGAAAACAAAAUGACAGAAUGACAAAGGGCAAUCUAAGGCAGAGUUGAAGGUUCCUGGUGGGUCUUUGAGGAGAAAUCCCAUUCCUGGCUUGCAUUAUUCCUGUCUUGAAGUGUGUCCAUCGUGCACAGUUGCAUCAGCUUUUGAUAACAAUUUGGGCCAACUGCCACUUUCCAUGCAGUUUAUAUGCAUCAACCUAGGGCCAGUACAGUGAAGUGGAACAAGUCAGCAACCUGGGGUUUGAACACAUUUCUGUUUGACUUGAGCAGCAAUGGGUGCAUCCUGGGACUUGGCAACUUGGCUACAUUUGCUUUGGGAGGCCUUUUGGGGGGGGGGGGAGACCUGGGUGAAAGACCAGUGACUCGUGCGGAGGCUGCAUUGGCAGACCUGAUGCAGCACCCUUGUGGUGCCAGAAAUCACCAGCCUUAAUUCUUUCUCUUCUCCCAGUGUCUGCUUCUGAUGCACCAACCUAAGGGCUGUCCUAUUUUCAGUAAAGGCCACUUCUGCAAUGGUCAGUUCCUGGUGGGCUGUUAACUUUGCUCCGAAAGAUUAAGAGGGUAGAAGGAACACUGCAGGGAGCUUUGCUACUACUUGCUGUAAAAGAAAAUGGCUUCUCCUCUCCUCAUUCUGUGAUUUGAAAUGUAGAGUACUAUAGAAAGUUGCCCGUAUUACUUUUUUUUGCCCCUUAGGCUCACGAAUUCCUAACCUCUUUCUAAUGUGGAAGCUUUUACUAAAGAUUGUAUUUUAAUAAACAUCGCUUAAUGUCUGUAUGUACUGGUUAUUGGAAUAUACUUAUGUGGAUAAAGUGGUCACUUGAUCAUCUAGAA